Chanos chanos (milkfish) is the source of this 2708-nucleotide messenger RNA. RefSeq names its product phosphatidylinositol glycan anchor biosynthesis, class U (gene pigu). Gene Ontology annotation, cellular component: membrane; GPI-anchor transamidase complex. The record is from RefSeq and is a predicted model, not a curated record. Gene Ontology annotation, biological process: attachment of GPI anchor to protein. NCBI's taxonomy places the organism in Eukaryota, Metazoa, Chordata, Actinopteri, Gonorynchiformes, Chanidae. The transcript is spliced from 12 exons. The coding region runs from base 1 to 1308 and encodes 435 amino acids.
AUGGCGGCUCCCUUGACAGUAGUCCUGAUUGUGGCUGCAACAAUCAGGGCAAUAUUAUUCAGAUCUAGUUUAGCUGAACUAAUUUCAGAGAGAGUUGAGGUGGUUUCUCCCCUGAAUGCCUGGAAGAGAGUUGUGGAAGGUCUUGCCCUGCUGGACCUUGGAGUCUCACCCUAUUCAGGAGAUGUGUUCCAUGAGACUCCUCUUAUCAUCUAUCUCUUCCAUUUCCUGGUGGACUACGCCGAAAUCGUUUUCAUGAUUGCAGAUGGAAUAACAGCAGUGGCAUUAUAUUUUGCUGUGCAAAUCUACAACAAAAAUGUGUUUAGAAAACAGAAGUAUGCGCUGGAGGCUGACCGGUAUCCUCACGACUGUCUGGAGUUAAUGCGCUCUCCCAAAGAGAUGUACUACAUCCCUCUGAAGGUGGCCAUGUUUUACCUGCUGAACCCUUUCACCAUCCUGUCAUGUGUGGCCAAGUCCACCUGUGGUCUGAACAACGCCGUCCUGGCUCUGUUUAUUCUCUGCACUAUCAAAGGCAGUGCCUUGUUGAGUGCCAUUUUCUUGGCCUUGGCAACAUAUCAGUCCAUCUAUCCCCUGACCCUGUUUGCUCCUGCACUGCUCUUCCUGCUGCAGAGGCUGUAUAUCCCAGUGAACCUGUGUAGAACUAGUUUCUGGCUCUUCACCCUGCAGUACGCCGUCAUGUACCUGGGCAGCCUCUGUGUUAUCGUCUGUCUGUCCUUCUUCCUGCUUGGCUCAUGGGAUUUCAUGCCAUCUGUCUACGGUUUCAUUCUGUCGGUACCGGACCUGACUCCUAACAUUGGACUGUUCUGGUACUUUUUCGCCGAGAUGUUUGAACACUUCCGUCUCUUUUUCAUCUGCGUCUUCCAGAUCAACGUCUUUUUCUAUACCAUCCCUCUCUCCAUCAAACUUAAAGAGCACCCGGUCUUUCUCACGUUCAUUCAAAUGGCUAUCAUCGCCAUCUUUAAGUCUUAUCCAACCGUUGGAGACAUCGCCCUCUACAUGGCCUUCCUGCCUGUCUGGAGUCACCUCUACAGAUUCCUGAGAAACAUUUUCCUGGUGUGGUGUGUUCUGUUGGCGUGCUCAGCUUUGUUUCCAGUGCUCUGGCAUCUGUGGAUCUACGCCGGCAGUGCCAACUCCAACUUCUAUUACGCCAUCAGCCUCCUUUUCAACGUAGGACAGAUACUCCUGGUCUCGGAUUACUUCUAUGCGUACCUGCGGCGGGAGCAUCACCUUAGUAACGGCCUGUACCUGAAGAGGAAGGAUGGAACUGAAGCCACGCUGGUGCUGAAAUGACCCCCAGUUUAUUCAGCUCUCAUUCUCUGUCCUCAACUUUCUUUCUUACUUGCUUUCUGUCAAGAAAGCAAGAAUUAUUCUGUUGUUCUAUCUUUUAUAUAUUGUUUGGGAGUUAUGCUUGCUUGCUGUCUCUUUUUUGCUCUGUCAAAUCCUCCUCUUGUAUUGUGGGUGCAGAGCUGCCACCCAUGGACCAAAGCCUUUUUUUUUUUUUUUUUUGAGGAAACUAUGGGAAGAGCGGGGUUGUUGAGAUAGUGGAGGGAGACACCAGUGCCUUUGUCCGUAAUCCGAUCCUGUUGGAAAUAUGUGAAAUUCUGUGUAGUCAAAAUGAGGUGGUGGGACACUUCUUUUUUUUUUUCUUCCUCCAGUUUUCAUUUGAGUCUUUUCUGUUUAACUUUUUUUUUUCUUACGCCUCUUUUCAUUUGAGUCUUUUCUGUUUGAUUUGCACAUCAAAGGACCUGUCACUGGAUCUCACUGAUGCUCUUUUUGGCGAAUACUGAGAUUCAGUACCAAGCAUCAGGUCCAGAAUGGCACUGGUUCUGAAACGGAGGGAAACCUGAGGGUGUACUUGUGCUUUAAAAUGACUGCAUUGGACAUAGAGAUUCCUGCUGUAUUCUCCCCACCUACAGACUUUUAAGUUCAAGUCCUGACCACUAGAAGGCGUUUGAUGACUGUACAACACACUAGACUCUAGUUCUGAGACACCAGGGAUCUCAGUCAAUAUGUACUAUAUGCAGUGUAUCAGUGCUAACGUUUAUGAUCUCUCAAGCACAGGUACAUAGUGUUUUUAUCAACAUAACUGUCCAUAUGAAAUGUUGUUCUGCCUGCGUUCAGCCUAUAGGAUGUCUAUAAUAUUUUUUUUUUUCUCCUCUCACAGGUUUCUGAAUAAUUGACAAGCAGGAUUUUAAUAGGGCAGCUUGGUGUUGAAUGAUUUAAGUUUGAAUGUGACUAACACUUCUGAACAUCUGAGUUUCUCUCCCCUUAGUUUGGGCUCAGAGCUGUAUCUUCAGUAUGCCAGUCUCUUCUCCACUACUAGCCUGUGUAUGUGUGUGUUUUUUAAUAAUAAAACAGACUCUACCUGGCCUGGUAUGCUGUCCCAUCUGUAAGACGACUAACUGUUAGCUUAUGUCCAGGUGGUGCUAAAGCUAAAUCCACAGUGCCAGGUGUUUGGCUUCCUUUUUCUCAUACGUAGUCAUGUGAUCAAUUAAGACUCAAAUGGCUUUGACCUCUCUACUCGCACGGCUCUGGAAUUUUCCACUGCUUGUUAUACCUGCAGAUUUUAUGAGUCUAUCACAGUGUUGAAGACAUUCUGCAACUGCCCCAUAAAAGACAGUAAUGACAGUGAAAACUGGUUCAAAAACAAAGCAGGAUACUAGACCAAGGUCCUUUUUUUUUUCUUUUUU